UGCACACCUCGGUAGGGUACCCACCUAUUUACCCCACUAAGUGACAUUACUAGGUACCUAGGUACCUGAUGUAAAGACUAAAAUCAUUAUCGAUAACGCCUUUUAGUUCUAGAUUGCAUCCACAUCUGCAUUCGCAUUGUGCCUCUCGUUUCUCCUAGAUUUCUAAGCAACGCCUAAUACUAAUUCGCAACACAUUUUGUCCACCAGACUUUUUAUUCUAGGAUUGUAACAAUUCCAGCAUUGGAAGCGUUUUGGAAGCAUUCGAACAUACAUCCUUACCAUAAUACCGUAGCAAUGGCACCCUCUUUGGAAGAGCCCGAAGCCGUCCAAGACGUUUUCGACAAUCCGCUGAAAGCACGCCCACAACUCGUCGCCCCCGAACCCGAGCACUGCCCAGGUCCCGAAUCCGAACAAGCCGGCAAGGCCGACUCGUGCGCUGGCUGCCCGAACCAGGCCAUAUGCGCGUCGGCGCCCAAAGGCCCGGAUCCCGAUAUCCCCUUGAUUUCAGAACGGCUGUCGGGAGUCAAGCACAAGAUCCUCGUCCUGUCCGGCAAAGGAGGCGUGGGCAAAAGCACAUUCACGAGUCUUCUCGCACACGCGUUCGCGACCAACGAGGACCAGACUAUCGGCAUCAUGGACACGGAUAUCUGCGGACCCAGCAUACCCAAAAUGAUGGGCGUGGAGUCUGAGACGAUACAUAUAAGCAACACGGGCUGGUCGCCGGUCUGGGUUGCCGACAACCUCGGCGUUAUGAGCAUACAGUUCAUGUUACCGAAUCGAGACGACGCUAUUAUAUGGCGCGGCCCGAAGAAGAAUGGCCUUAUCAAGCAGUUUUUAAAAGAAGUAGAAUGGGGCAACAUGGACUUCUUACUGGUCGAUACACCUCCGGGAACGAGCGACGAGCAUCUCAGCGUGAAUAGCUUUUUGAAAGAGAGCGGAAUCGACGGCGCCGUUAUGAUUACGACGCCACAGGAAGUAGCGCUUCUUGACGUAAGAAAAGAGAUCGACUUCUGCAGAAAAGCAGGUAUAAGAGUGCUGGGCCUGGUAGAGAACAUGAGCGGGUUUGUGUGCCCGAAGUGCUCGCACGAGAGCCAGAUCUUUAAAGCUACUACUGGGGGCGGCGCGGCUUUAGCAAAGGAAAUGGGCAUCCCCUUCCUAGGCGAGGUACCGCUUGACCCGAGAAUAGGAAUGGCAUGCGACUAUGGAGAGAGCUUCUUCGACUAUUACCCUGAUAGUCCGGCGUGUAAGGCACUUAAGGGUGUUGUCAGGGGUGUCGCUCGCGAGAUGGGCCUCGACGCACAAACAAUAUUACCCGAUGAUUGAGAAGAAUUCAAGUGAUUAUCAAAGCUAGCAUCUCGCUUUAUUCUUCUUAUAGGGGAACGAUCUCUAAAUAGCUACCUGGCCAAUCCCUACCUGCCAGGUUGGAAGGCAGCCUAUUCGGCGCUCAACUUGUUGGGGAUAUCUUCUAAGUCCUCCGGACUUUCCACAUCAAUUACCUUGCCGACCUCGGCCGUGUUCCGCAUUAAC
Molecule: messenger RNA, 1527 nt
Organism: Daldinia caldariorum
Lineage: Eukaryota; Fungi; Ascomycota; Sordariomycetes; Xylariales; Hypoxylaceae
Product: nucleotide-binding protein
Exons: 1
Coding region: 295-1323 (342 amino acids)
Biological process (GO): iron-sulfur cluster assembly
Cellular component (GO): cytosol
Molecular function (GO): ATP binding; ATP-dependent FeS chaperone activity; 4 iron, 4 sulfur cluster binding
Source: RefSeq, a predicted model, not a curated record